This is a messenger RNA of Ooceraea biroi (clonal raider ant), 2887 nucleotides long. RefSeq names its product transcription factor VBP. Gene Ontology annotation, biological process: regulation of DNA-templated transcription. Gene Ontology annotation, molecular function: DNA-binding transcription factor activity. NCBI's taxonomy places the organism in Eukaryota, Metazoa, Arthropoda, Insecta, Hymenoptera, Formicidae. The record is from RefSeq and is a predicted model, not a curated record.
AAUCAUUCUAGGAGCGCGCGAUUUCGCGCUUCGUGCAGCUGCGAGUGCGGGCGUGUACGAUUCGCGCGCUCGUUACGUAAUCGGUCGGAUCGAGGAGGCGGAUGCGCGCAUAACAGGUGCGAAUAUCCGCGAAUCGCCGCCGGGAAGAACGCACGUCGUCGUCCGCGCCGUCGCUCGACAAAAGCUGCUGCGUAGUCGCGGGGAAUCGAUUGGAGCGCGCGACGUCGUGUUGACGUCGUCGUCGUCGUCGGCGCGCCGCCCGUCGCUCUAUAUAUUUUCGGGUCGCGCGGAUAUAGUCGUCUCCCCCACGUUCAAGAGCGUUCCCGGCGAGGCUUUUGCGUCGCGACGCACAUACGCGACGUGCUCGGGCUCGCGUCGGAUCCCGAAUUUCCGCGGAGAUGCCGCGGAAUGAUGUAACGUCGCACCGGUACGCGAAAAUCGGAGUCACAUGCGCUCGGACGUCCUGGCGUUACGUAACCGGUCUACCAGUCUACCAGCUCGGCUGACUAUCGCUUUUCCCGCAGUGCGCCUUAUCCGGCCGCCCGAUAAGCCGCGGAAAAACCGCGUGCGCUUCCAAAAUCCCUCCCAUCUACGGACGUCUAACAACCAGCAACAUUUCAGUUGAGGAAGGAGGUGUUCCUAACGUAUCAAAAUCAUGCAACCGACAGCAGCAUCCGUUAUCUGUUACUCGUGGCGUGAGAUCGCGGCCACUGGACGAAGGGGCUGCUACCUCGACGAAGGUGGAGACUCUACCUCUGCUAAGCCCGACGAUGGAGUCCGAGCUUUUAAAGGAGCCCUGGGUAUUCCCACGCACAAAGGCAACCUCGACAAAAGAAGAGGACACAUUCUGCACUUGGGAGGAGGACUUUCAGGAUCUGAGCGGUUGGUGCAUGGACACGUUCCAGGGUCAUUUUCAUAUAGGUGAAUCGACUCCGUUUAAACUAUCAGGUACGAAAUACGAGGGUAACGAGGGCAUUUCGACUGUAGAAGAGAAAAAGGUAUUGAAGGAUUUGAAGAGUACGGUUGACGAUGAGAAGUGGGAUCUAAGGAUGGAUAACGUUAAGACGAUUGAAGAAUCAGGUGACAAUCACCUGCUGCUAUCUCCGUCGGAACUGGCCAACGAACAAAACGGAAAAGGAUAUAAUACUUAUAACGAAGAGAAUAACGCGACCAGCUCGUGGUUGAUGUCGCCCGAGUCUACAGCUUCUACGAGCACCUCAUCGAGCAAGCAACAUAAUAACGCGGAUGUUGGUGCAUCGAUCCAAUCUGAGUAUCGUGCAAGAAAGAGCAGCGAUUACGCUUGCCCGACACCUUCGCUCGACGCCAUUGUGAACCAGCAGGAGAUGUGGGACGAGCUUCGUACGAUCGAAACCACCGGAUCGGACUCGUUUGAUUUGUUGUCGUACCUUUGGGAAGACGAGAUACGUUCACCGGAGGGCAGCGUUUCCACCGAUUCGUCGGCGAUACUGAAAGUCAGGCAGCACACGACGACGGCACCGUCAUCAUCGUCGUCGUCUGCAUUCCCGCCUGUGUCCACGAAGGUGAAGACGGAGAUCAACGAACCGAUGCCGCCGACCCGACGAAGAAUGGAAACCCGCGCGUCGUCGACGGUGACCUCGUCCUCGCUGGAAACUCCUAUAAUAUCAUCGCGCAGGUCGGAGAGAAUCAAAACGAUGCCCAGCAGCAAUAAAGAAAAGGAGAGGAUCAUGAUCACUAGGACAAAGAGGGAGAAAAGCGGGAGGAAGAGGUAUUACGAGAGCGAAUCCGAGGAAGACGUCGCUCUGUCGCAGUACAGAGAGGGUCGGGAGAAGAACAACGAGGCCUCACGGAGAUCACGGAUGAACAAGAAAGCGAAGGAGUCGGAGAUGACUGUGAGGGCGAUCAAGCUGGAGAGGGACAACAGGAUACUGAAGAUGAAGGUCGAGGAGCUGGAGAAGCUGGUAACGUCGAUGCGCAGCGCAUUACUACGAUCCGCUUUAAAGAAGGAGUUCUAAUACGCGUUACUCAAGAUCUAGACGUCCUUCUCGAGCUGCUGCGCGUAAUCUAUUUAUAACUAUUUUACACUUUUUCGUUGUUUGCAUGCGCCAUCCGCGCGCGAUGUCCUUUUAACAUGCGAGCGUUACGCGGACUUUUAAAUUGCUGAUUUAUUUAUCUUGAUUGAUCUUUACGCGGGAUCAACGGCAUCCCUAAAAGCUUGAUACUUUUUAAUAUUGUUUUAUCGAGAGAUAUCAAUUUGCGAUUGCGUCUCCCGCACAAGUAUCUAAUAUCUUUAUGCAGAUUUAAUUGUCCUGAACUAAGGUACUCGCGGACAAGCAAUAAACUAAUUGUACGCCGCUGCAAUGCAUAAUAAGAAUGCAACGUUUGUGGCUUGCUGUAUGUUGGUACACGGAGAUACUAUAUAUUAAGCAAGAGUUUAUUUUGCUAUAAUGAGAGACACCGGAUAUAGAAUAUAUCUUAAACACAUAUACAAAUACACAUACACAGAUAUACGCAUAUACACAUAUAUAAAUAUAUAUAUAUAUAUAUGUAUAUAUAUAUGUAUAUAUACAUUAUAAGUUAUUUUGUAUACAUUGGAAAGAGGAUACUAUAUGAGCGACGAGCAGACAUACGAUUCCAAAUGAUAAUCCAAAUGAUAUCGUUAUCGAGAAGAUUUUCAUUCGAACAAAAUCGUAUGGUGUAUAUUUUGUUCAGCCUUGUAUUGUACCUGAUACGAAAAAAGAGGAAAUGAUUAAAAAAUAAAAUACAAAAGCAUGCAUGUAGAAUUCAGUCGCGGUGAGGCGAUAAUAAUGUAAUUGGUGAUACACAGUUUUCUACUAUUACUGGUGUGGACUCGAUGAUACUGAUACGAAAUGUAAAAAUCAGAUCUAAUAAAAGCUUUAUUUUGAAA